GCGUACUAAGUGCAGUGGAUUUUUCUUCGUCGUCCGUUUUUCGUUUCGUACGAUACUUUACGUCAUGUUUUGACCAGUGUUUUCCGUGCAAAAGUGAAGUGAAACCGACCCCGCAGCUGAGCGUGUUGGAGUACGCGGACCAAAGCGACCCUUUACCCGAAAACUCGGGUGUGCAUCAUUUUCGGUGUGAAUCGGUGUGAAAAGACGAACGGGAAGCUUCUUCUUCGCUAGGUGUGUUUUGUUGGCCAGCAAACAGAGUGGAGCGGGCGCAAUUGGCGCUUCUCGAUCUUCGACCGGCCGAGUGAAAAGCAACGGCCCAGCUAGCUGCUGUCCGGUGCCUGGUUUAAGUUUACCACAACACGGUGCCAUAUCGAACGGGAGCCCCGCUCGGAAGUGAACAGAUUUUUCGCGGUUUUUCGAGUCCGCCUUGUGUGACAGGCGAGAGACGGUGGUCGCGCCACGGACACAACGCAACGACCAGCCGUUUUCCCACGACCACGACGGCAGUGGAUCCGUCGAGCAGCAGAUACGCGUCCGCUCGCCUCAUCGCAUCGCAAUCGAAAACAAUUUAAAAACGCUCACAAUGAAUGAAGUAGGCGUAACGAGUAAAACGGAAACCAUGCUACCGGCAGCACCUUCCGCUUGGGAGCAACUGACUAAUCCAGCACUUGCAGAGCAACAUCAGCAGCAGCUUCAACAACAUCAACAACAGCAGCAGCAACAACAACAGCAGCAACAACAACAAGCACAGCAUCAACACCUAAACCAGUCACAAACAUCGCAACUGCAAGCGUCGAGUCCUACCUCCAUCAGCGCCCCGCCAAUGACUCCUACAAAAACGAUCCCACCCGAUGUGGCCCACACACCCUCGGGAGCAGCACCACCGGCCAUGGGUGCACCCGGGGCCGGUGGACCAAAUUGCAACGAAGACAUUUCCCCAGAGCUCCAGCAGCAAGGUUGGCGGAAGUUCUGGUCCAAGCGGGAAGGUCGCCCAUACUUCUGGAACAAACUCACCGGCGAGUCACUGUGGGAACCGCCUUCGCUAAACCGUGGUCCGCAACAGUUCGAUCCGCUGACGGAUCCGCUCGGUAUCUGCAGCAGUCAUCCGAUGGGUCCGAACGGUCCGUUGCCCCACAAUCCGCACCAUAGCUUUAACAACACGAUAGCAUCACCCCAGAACCACAACCACACGCUGAAACGACGUGCCUCGGAGGAUGCGCAGCACAAUGCGAACGUGGCGGCUAGCGGGACAGGCGCGGCUGGACAACCACCGCUGAAGAAAUACGUCCUUCCCGGGCCCUGGGAUCUCGAGGUGCCGACGAACGUGCUGAUCUACGAGCGACUACCGACAACCUUUCCACAACCGUACCCGGAAAUAGAAGCGCUCCGUGGGUCGCUGACGAUGCGGUUGGCUAAAACGUACGAGGAUCUGUGCAACAAGCGUGAAUCGAUCGCACCACCGAAGGAUUCCUUCCAGCGGUGGCUCAUGGAGCGAAGGAUCAUCGAUCAGGGCGUCGAUCCGCUGCUGCCGAGCCAAUGCUCGCCGGAAAUUUCCCCCCAGCUGUACCGCGAGAUCCUGCGCGACAUUCCGAUCAAGAUUGUGAAGCCAAAGUUCACGGGUGACGCCCGGAAGCAGCUGUCCCGGUACUGCGAUGCGGCGAAGAAGAUCGUCGAGCGGCGCGGAGCCAGCGAGGAAAGCAAGAAGAUCGUCAAAUGGAACGCGGACGAUGCGUACGAGUGGCUGCGGAAAACGGUCGGUGCCAGCUACGAGGACUUUCAGGACCGGCUGAUGCACCUGCAACGUCAGUGCGAACCGCAUAUCAUAGCGACGGUGAGGGUCAGCGUGGAGCAGCUGUGCACGAAGCUGUACCAUCUCUCGAUGCAGCACGCGCGGAACAUACGCGAACGGCAUGCGCUGAUUCUGAAGGAAAACGGCAUACCCGAACUGAGUGCGCCCCUGCAGCCGCCGAUAACGAGGAAAGUGUGGUGCUAUCCGGUGCAGUUUGCGCUUCCCUCGCCCAGAAUGCCCCAGAUCGACUACAACAACGAUCGUGACCAUAUGGUGAUCAAGUACACGAACGCCGCCGUGAUGGCCGGUGCGGACACGCACGUCAUCAACAUUUCUCACCUGCAGAAGCUCGAGCAACUGUACCGGUACAACUGUUUCGAUGACAAAAAGUUUGACUUUUUCAUUGGCCGCGCGUACUGCAUGCUGAAGCGCUACUCGACGUUCCUGGGGAACAACGCCAAUCCGAACCAGCAGGAGCCGGAGCUGACGCAGGCCGCCCUACCGGCCGUCGUUUUCGAGUGUCUGAACGUGCACUUCGGCGUUACGUUCGAGUGUUUCGCCAGCCCGCUAAACUGCUACUUCCGGCAGUACUGCUCGGCGUUCGGUGAUACGGAUUCGUUCUUCGGCUCGCGGGGUUCGUUUCUGGAGUUUAAGCCCGUGUCCGGAUCGUUUCAGGUGAAUCCACCGUACUGCGAAGAAUUAAUCGACGCUAGCCUGCAGCAUAUCGAUCGACUGCUGACCGAUUCGACGGAACCACUGAGCUUUAUCGUGUUUCUGCAAGAAUGGAAAGACCCGCCAUUGAAGUGUCUCUCGAAGAUCGAUGACAGUCCGUACAAACGGAAGCAAGUCGUUGUGAUGGGAAUGGAGCACGAAUAUCGACACGGGUUGCAGCAUUGUAUACCAAAAACGGAAGCCAAUUUUAAAAGCAUCGUUGGAACGAUGGUCGUUUGGCUACAGAACGCGGCCGGUCAUGCACGUUGGGCACCUACGGAGCAACGUGUCGAUGCGCUGCUGGAAGCGUUCCGUCCGGGACGGGAACGGGAUCGUGAUAAAGCCACCGCAGCCGUACCGGUGCAGACAAGUUGCUCCGCAAAUGCUGCCAGCUCCCCCGGUAGCACGACAACGGCGCCUGAAGUUACGACCGGUGCAAGUAAGCCUUCAACGCCAGCGACUGUUUAAAGUCUUUAACAUACGCAUUCAGCACUGAUCCACUCUUCAUCAAUAGAAUUGAUAUCAAUAAUGGCGGAAAAUAGGGAGAUCAAAGGCAAGUGCAAAUCUGUCAUACAGCUUAAAUCACCCUAUGUUCCGGCCUUAGGAAGUAGUCAGUAACUUUAUCCACGUUUAUCAAUUUCAAAAGACAUAAACAAGAACUUUCACUCAAGUAGCACUGUCCUCGAACAAGAAUGUUGUUAACUUGAGGUUUGCUUUCACACUCCCUUCCGCUUCGUCGUCUCGAUCCGACGGGGACCGGGUGGAUAUUAGUUGUUUUUUAAGUGACCAAGCUUCAGACAUUGUUGUACGUUUUAGAACGAAAUCGAUUAAGUUAGACAAAAUAGAUAAAAUGCAUCCUAAUCCGGUGCAAUUGAUGUCGAAAUGCAUCAGAUGCAACCUCUGCCCCCCUUAGCAACUCUCUCCGACGUAAUGCAACCAACAGUAGAUGUACAAAGAACGUUUACUACCUGAAUUUGUGGAAUGGGAUUAACGAACAACUCUAGGCGUCAAACUAGAACAUAGUGACAUCAGAAUGUCACUUUAAGAAAUGAUGUGUGUUAAGAAAUAAAUUAGUAAAAGAUAUGCCCCACAUAUGCUCCGACCUCAACACACACACGCAUAAACACACGCACCUCUUGUGGACGAGAGGGACGCAUUAGGUAAAUCAGCUCCCCGAGCAGAUUAAGCAGAGCACGAGAUGCUCUGUUGGCUUUUCUGGGUAGAGCGGAGUAGAGUUAAAGACGGUAGGAAAAUAUAGAAAAUAGGCAUAUAUUUAUUAAUUAUUACCAUCGAAAGAUCAAGAAGUUGUAUGCUUUGUUCCAGCAUGGAAAGACACGUGUUUUAUGUGUAUGUACAUAAACAUGAACUGGGUUAAUAUAUCGUUUCGUGUCGUGGAAUUGAAUAAGUGAGUGCAAAAUAUCUUUAUUGUUGGCCCCAUUCGGCGUGGUCUCAUAGUCGAUCAUCUACAAUUAAUUUAAAAAAACAGUCCUACGCUGUGUAACUGUGGCAAUUUUACGGUUUUAUUUUAUUUUUGCAAUCCAAUACCGAUAAGUGACGUUUAUUUGUUUCCUGUUUCUAACUAACUUUACUCCAUAAGUUUAGACUUAAAUGAAUACUUUCGUUAUAUUGGGUUAUGCAGGGCAGAGUAAAUGCUAGAAAUCAAGGUGUGUUACAAAUGGAUUGUUGAUUGGUUAAUUUGCUCCGAAGAGUGAAUGGCGAUAAACCAGUAAAUGUGCAUGGGGCACGUGAAAAAUGGCUUCAACAGCAUUACUGAUGAUUUCUUCCUGUUGGACACUAAAACAAGCGCGCCAUUGUACAGAGAAUUCGAGCACCAGCAGUUUUUAUCAAAUGUAAAAACGAAAGUCAACUCACAACCGUGCAUAGCAUUGUUUCAACAGUUUCGGAGUACAUUUCGUUGGAAAUCCACUAUGGAAAGCUAUGAUUCACCAUAUGCAGAAAAUGUACAAAAUUUGCACGAAGUUUUUACUCUAAAUGUGAAAAACGAUCCGACAGUUUUUAACGUACGGUUUGCUGGCAUCUAAUACUUCUUAACGUACGUGGUUUUUCCGGGUAAAUUCCAUAAUAGCAAUGAAACUGGAAUAAACUUAGUUUCCAAGCGGACACGUGUUACAGAUUGGAUCAAUAAAUAAGCAUUAUCUGAA
Anopheles coustani is the source of this 4662-nucleotide messenger RNA. RefSeq names its product mRNA (2'-O-methyladenosine-N(6)-)-methyltransferase (gene Pcif1). The record is from RefSeq and is a predicted model, not a curated record. NCBI's taxonomy places the organism in Eukaryota, Metazoa, Arthropoda, Insecta, Diptera, Culicidae. The transcript has 4 exons. Gene Ontology annotation, cellular component: nucleus. Gene Ontology annotation, molecular function: RNA polymerase II C-terminal domain binding; mRNA (2'-O-methyladenosine-N6-)-methyltransferase activity. The coding region runs from base 584 to 2968 and encodes 794 amino acids.